This is a messenger RNA of Merops nubicus (carmine bee-eater), 380 nucleotides long. Its product is annotated as WAS protein family homolog 1-like. Gene Ontology annotation, molecular function: gamma-tubulin binding; actin binding; alpha-tubulin binding. The record is from RefSeq and is a predicted model, not a curated record. Gene Ontology annotation, cellular component: recycling endosome; WASH complex; early endosome. Gene Ontology annotation, biological process: retrograde transport, endosome to Golgi; endocytic recycling; Arp2/3 complex-mediated actin nucleation. Lineage: Eukaryota; Metazoa; Chordata; Aves; Coraciiformes; Meropidae. The annotation marks the transcript as partial. The transcript is spliced from 3 exons.
CUUCGGUCCAGGGAGCCCCAAAGGAGGUGGUGAACCCCUCUACUGGGCGUGCCAGUCUCCUGGAGUCCAUCCGCCAGGCCGGUGGCAUUGGGAAGGCCAAUCUCCGCAGCGUCAAGGAGAGGAAGCUGGAGAAGAAGAAGCAGAAGGAACAAGAACAAGUGAGAGCUACGGGGCAAGGUGGAGAUUUGAUGUCGGACCUCUUCAACAAGCUGGUGCUGAGGCGCAAAGGUAUUUCGGGGAAGGGGCCGGGAGCCUCCGCCAAUGCCGAUGCUUCCGCCAGUCCUGUUGGGGCCUUCGCUCGCAUGUCGGACUCGAUACCGCCUCUCCCACCCCCCCAGCAGCCUGCGGGCGAGGAGGACGAGGAUGACUGGGAGUCUUAG